This is a messenger RNA of Puma concolor (puma), 2028 nucleotides long. The record is from RefSeq and is a predicted model, not a curated record. NCBI's taxonomy places the organism in Eukaryota, Metazoa, Chordata, Mammalia, Carnivora, Felidae.
AUGGUGCGCCCAUGGGCGGGGCCCGCUGGCGGGCGGGGCCGUUCGUGGGCGGGGCCGGCGGCUGGCCCUUUCGUGGGCGGAGCUGGAGGGCCGGAAGUAGCUCGGCGGACCGACGCUAGCCGGACCCACGGCGCUGAUCCGGUGACCCGGGGACCUCGGGGUGGCGGCCUUGUCUCUGUCCCCUCAAAUCCCCAUCCCCUGCCGCUGCCUAUUCCUAAACUUGAAGACACCAUUAAGAGAUACCUCCGUGCACAGAAGCCUCUCUUGGAUGAUGGCCAGUUCAGGAAGACAGAACAGUUUUGCAAGAGCUUUGAAAAUGGGAUUGGAAAAGAACUGCAUGAGCAGCUAGUUGCUCAGGACAAGCAGAAUAAACAUACGAGCUACAUUUCAGGCCCCUGGUUUGAUAUGUACCUGUCUGCUCGAGACUCCAUUGUCUUGAAUUUUAAUCCAUUUAUGGCAUUCAACCCUGACCCAAAGUCUGAGUAUAAUGACCAGCUCACCAGGGCAACCAACAUGACUGUUUCUGCCAUCCGGUUUCUGAAGACACUUCGGGCUGGUCUUUUGGAGCCAGAGGUUUUCCACUUGAACCCUGCGAAAAGUGACACUGAUACCUUCAAGAGACUCAUACGCUUUGUGCCUUCUUCUCUGUCCUGGUAUGGGGCCUACUUGGUCAAUGCUUAUCCCCUGGAUAUGUCCCAAUAUUUUCGGCUUUUCAAUUCAACCCGUUUACCCAAACCCAUUCGGGAUGAACUCUUUACUAAUGAGAAGGCUAGGCACCUCCUGGUCCUAAGAAAAGGACAUUUCUAUGUUUUUGAUGUCCUAGAUCAAGACGGAAACAUUGUGGGUGCCUCUGAAAUCCAGGCUCAUCUGAAGUACAUUCUCUCAGACAGUAGCCCUGCCCCCGAGUUUCCCCUGGCGUAUCUGACCACCGAGAACCGAGACGUCUGGGCAGAGCUCAGGCAGAAGCUGGCGAGUGGUGGCAAUGAGGAGGCCCUGAGGAAAGUGGACUCUGCUGUGUUCUGUCUCUGCCUAGAUGACUUCCCCAUUAAGGACCUCGUCCACUUGUCUCACAACAUGCUGCAUGGUGACGGCGCAAACCGCUGGUUUGAUAAGUCCUUUAACCUCAUUAUAGCCAAGGACGGCACUGCUGCUAUCCACUUUGAGCAUGCUUGGGGCGAUGGGGUGGCGGUGCUCAGGUUUCUUAACGAAGUGUUCAAGGACAGCACUCAGGCCCCUGCUGUCACCCCACAGAGCCAGCCAGCCCGCACGGACUCUUCUGUCGCCGUGCAGAAGCUUAACUUCAAGCUGAACGAUGCCUUAAAGACUGGCAUCAGCACCGCUAAGGAAAAGUUCGAUGCCACCGUGAAAACCCUCACUGUCGACCUCAUCCAGUUUCAGAGAGGAGGCAAAGAGUUCUUGAAGAAGCAGAAGCUGAGCCCUGACUCGGUGGCUCAGCUGGCCUUCCAGAUGGCCUUCUUGCGGCAGUAUGGGCAGACGGUGGCCACCUACGAGUCCUGUAGCACUGCAGCAUUCAAGCACGGCCGCACUGAGACCAUCCGCCCGGCCUCCAUCUUCACCAAGAGGUGUUCCCAGGCCUUCGUCAGGGAGCCCUCCAAGCACAGUGCUGGAGAGCUUCAGCAGAUGAUGACCAAGUGCUCCACGUACCACGGCCAGCUGACCAAAGAAGCAGCAAUGGGCCAGGGCUUUGACCGACACUUAUUUGCUCUGCGUUACCUGGCAGCAACCAAGGGGAUUGCUCUGCCUGAGCUAUACCUGGACCCUGCAUAUGGGCAGAUAAACCACAACAUCCUGUCCACGAGCACUCUGAACAGCCCAGCAGUGAACAUUGGUGGCUUUGCCCCUGUGGUCCCUGAUGGCUUUGGCAUUGGGUAUGCUGUUCAUGACAACUGGAUAGGCUGCAACGUCUCCUCCUACCCAGGCCGCAAUGCCCGGGAGUUUCUCCAGUGUGUAGAGAAGGCCUUAGAAGACAUAUUUGAUGCCAUAGAAGGCAAAUGCAUCAAAACUUAG